Dentiscutata erythropus is the source of this 708-nucleotide messenger RNA. The record is from the annotation of a GenBank genome assembly. NCBI's taxonomy places the organism in Eukaryota, Fungi, Glomeromycota, Glomeromycetes, Diversisporales, Gigasporaceae.
AUGACCAAUCUAUUUGUAAAAACUUUACUUUUUCUUCUUGUAAUAACUAUACCAUUUUAUGUAUCAGCGCAUUCGACCGGGGCUGCUACAUGCGAUGUUAAUCAAAUGGCGACCUCGGGUCAUGGACAAUCUCAAGCUUCAGACUUCAGUACUUUUGGUGGUUAUGCCAUCACUACCGCUAAGUCAGGACAACAAAUAGCUAUAUCAAUCACAGGUACAACAAACGUUGAAGGAGUUCUUUUGUACACUCAAGAUUCGAGUGGUAGAACUGGAACAUUUACAAUUCCAACUGGUUAUCAAUCGAAAUCAUGCGGAGGUUCAGGAACAAAUACGUUAACGCAUACAAGCAGUGCUUCAAAAAAUAUGCCAAUUAAAUUUAUGUGGACACCACCUUCUUCAACUUCCGGAAAUAUAACUGUUAGUGGUAUCGUUGUUAGAAACUAUAAUAAUUGGUAUAAAUUACAGGAUGUUAGUUUUAAUCCAACAGUUGGAACUUCUACUGUCAGUAAUGUUACUAGCCCUGAUACUGGGUCUUCUAGUUCUGGUUCUGUUUCUGGUUCUGAUAGUGGAGUAGGAAGUUGGUUUAAAAAUUAUUUAUUGUUUAUCGUUUUGAUGAUUAUUGUUGUCAUAUUAUAUAUAGUUAGUAGUGUUACUGAAGCCAUGUUGAAAAACCAACGCGCUAAAGCAAAAUAUUAUAGAAAUAAUUAA